AGAUUAUAAACAAGCUUGAAGGUUGAUCAGUGGGUUUCUGUGUACUUGAUUUUACGCCUUACCUUUAGCUGUACAAAAAUGAUGACUCCGACACCCGCUAAAUUAAACAUCUCGUCGUUUAUGUCACAUUGUUUAUUGGCAUUUGCUCUACGAUUAGUAUUGAUACUGUACGCCAAUUUUCACGACGAGUAUCUGGCAGUACCGUACACAGAUGUGGACUAUAAAGUAUUUACUGACGCUGCUAGGCAUGUGGUAGAACAGAGAUCACCGUUUGAUCGUCAUACUUACCGCUAUUCGCCAUUUCUAGCCUGGCUCUUGACCCCAAAUAUCACACUACAUAAGGACUUUGGAAAGAUCUUGUUUUCUGUUGUAGAUAUACUAAUUGCGGUCCUAAUUAAAAAUAUUAUUGCGCGACAGAGAUGUAAUGAGAUUGUGAAAUAUUACUGUGCGCUCCUAUGGCUUUAUAAUCCGUUAACAUUAGUGAUCUCAACAAGAGGUAACGCAGAUUCAUUGGCAGUUCUUUUAGUCGCACUUACAUUGGAUUUGUUACAGAGAGACAAAAUUGUAUUGGCUGGAUUAUUACAUGGGAUAUCUGUACAUUUUAGAUUGUAUCCAUUGAUGUUCAGUUUGCCUAUGUUUUUAUCUUUAUGUAAAGGUAAUCGUUUCCUGCCGAAUGGGGAUCAAUGGAAACUUGUGCUGAGUUGCGUAUUCUCAAUCGUUACAUUGACAGUCACGGGUUAUCGCCUGUAUGGCUUUAAAUUUUUGUACGAGAGUUUUAUAUAUCAUUUAGUACGUAAAGACACACGGCAUAAUUUUUCCGUGUAUUUUUACAUGUUCUAUUUAUCUGCUAAUCAACCACAGGAUAUAAUUCAGAAGAUCCUUACAUUUUUGCCGCAAUUAUUAUUGUUGUUGAUGUCGUCAUAUUAUUAUUCGGAAAAAUCCAAGUUACCAUUUGCUAUGUUUGUCCAGGCAAUGAUCGCCGUGAUAUAUAAUCCGGUAAUAACUUCCCAGUAUUUCUUCUGGUUUCUGUCUCUGUUACCUCUGUGUUUACCAAAUAUCGAAAUGAAUCUGCGUAGGGGAAUAUGUUUAGCGUGUUCUUGGAUCUUAAGCCAAACUAUUUGGCUGCUAACAGCUUAUUUACUAGAAUUCCAAAGUUUUAAUUCAUUUUUCUUUCUUUGGAUAUCUGGUCUUCUAUUUUUUGCUGUUAACGUAAAAGUUUUAGUAGAUAUUAUUUAUCAUUAUAAAAGUUAGUUAUAAUUAUGUAAC
Trachymyrmex cornetzi is the source of this 1266-nucleotide messenger RNA. RefSeq names its product Phosphatidylinositol glycan anchor biosynthesis class M. The record is from RefSeq and is a predicted model, not a curated record. The transcript has a single exon. Gene Ontology annotation, cellular component: membrane; glycosylphosphatidylinositol-mannosyltransferase I complex. Gene Ontology annotation, biological process: GPI anchor biosynthetic process. The coding region runs from base 79 to 1251 and encodes 390 amino acids. Gene Ontology annotation, molecular function: alpha-1,4-mannosyltransferase activity; GPI mannosyltransferase activity. Lineage: Eukaryota; Metazoa; Arthropoda; Insecta; Hymenoptera; Formicidae.